AUGUCCCAAGGCGGACCUUUCUGGCCGGCGACUGGACAGCCCCAAAGCUAUUUGAGCCCACAGGGAGAGCUGACUGGCUUUCGCUACUCGUACAUCCCCACUAUCGUGUACCAGCCGGUUCUUGUUCACCAUUCAGCGCAGUAUCUCGACCCUGCGACACUGCGAGCCUUACCUCAAGGCCAGAUCCCGGUUGGUAGCAGACGAGGCGCCUCUGUCAGCAGCGGAAUGUCCCAUUUUGGAAGUUCGUACCCGUUGGCACCACCUUCAGCACCCGUGCCAAGACGUGUGCACCCAACGCUUCCCCAGAGCCACCAUUCCAUGCUAGAAGGAGCCAAAGCCGUAGAGCCUCGAGCUGGGAUGUCGUCAAGGGUGGGAGAAAUGAGCAACGACUUUGAAGCUGGAUCCUCGCGAGGGGUGCAAGAAACAGAGCCGCAUCAGCACGAGGUGAGCUUGCCCACGGAGCCAUCUGCCACCAGGCCUCUUCUGCCGGUCGCUUUGCUUCCCAAUACGGUCCGCAAGAGAAAGCAACAACGAAAGCCCGAGCUGUCCGCGCUAGAACGUGCGAUCCGCGAGCGUCAAGAAUCCGAUCCGCUCGAAUUGCCGCUCCGUGCGGAUCAGAUCCAGAGACAGCUUGUUCGAGACCCAAAAUUCUUCUCUGGUGCUCCUUUCCGCUUGUCGACGCGUGCUGAUCCCGAGAUCAGCCUCCUGGUCAAGCGUCUCAGAUCUCCAGAAACAACCUCCGGCGCAAGCGAACAUGGGCAAGGCAGUCAGGAACAGCUCGCCGGACAGUUCCCAAAGAACCUGGACCAAUUUCUCAGGUCAUUUUUCUUUCACAGAAAGAAAGCUAAGCAGGUUCUGCUUCGCACCCAUGACGGCACGAGAAGCUUGCUCGUCAUCUACCUUACCGAGACACAGAGGCUGUCCCACACGCACUUUGACAGUCACGUCAGCGUUUGGGAGUUCGCCCCCUCGGGCUGUGUGCCGGCACCCAGUUCGCGAUGCGUCCUGGACCUGUACUGCUACGGCUUCUACCCCUUCUCCGCAUCCGACUUUCUGGAUCUGGAUGCGCAUCCGCAAUCCACAGGCCAAAGCUACUGGAUCGAGCUUAUCAGCAAAGUCGGUGUGAAGCCAGACCAGCAGCUGCCCCUCAUCGUCUCCGCCGCGGAACCCGACACCGCUCAGAUAGAUGCGUCCGUCAUGACUCAGGAGGUGGAACACCAUCCCGAGAUCCAAGCACUGCUCCAGUCGGGUGAGAUUCAGCGAGCCCUCUCGACCAGCUCGUACGUGGUCGGCAGACACCUGUACGUCGUUCAGGAGUUUGCGCCUGAUGUCAUUGCGGCCAUCGGAAGAUGGGAGCGCGAAGCUCAACUUCCAUCCCGUACUUUUGAUCCCGUCAAGCUCGAUGAGAAGCAGAUCGACCUUUUACCUCAACUGACUGUUGCCGCGUAUCGCAAGGGUAAGCAUGUCAAGGUGGUCACGGAGCCGAAUGGGGAGAUGUACAUGUUGGAGUUUCACAGCAGACUGAGAUGGCUACAGCAGCACCCUCGCGGAGUAGUGACCGUGUGGAAGCUUGGGCCCGAGGUGAGCCAGAGGAGACUUCUCAUCUUCAAAGGCAGCUACCGGAUCAAAGGGCAAGAUUUCUAUCAGCUGACUCCUAGGAAUGUACACGGUCUGCGCGAUUCUUUCUUCAAGUCCAGCCAGGUAGAGCUGCCGUAG
Molecule: messenger RNA, 1716 nt
Organism: Sporisorium graminicola
Lineage: Eukaryota; Fungi; Basidiomycota; Ustilaginomycetes; Ustilaginales; Ustilaginaceae
Exons: 1
Coding region: 1-1716 (571 amino acids)
Source: RefSeq, a predicted model, not a curated record